AUGGUGGACUCGAAGAACCUUAAGGACAGUGAUGGCAGAAGAGACAAUUUGUUCCUUAAUUACACGAAUCUGCAGCACUUUUGGUUGGAAUUGCUGAAAUGCAAAGGGCUGCAGCACCUCCAGCAACUCUACAUGAAAGCACAGCUUUCUCAGGACUUGGCUCAAAAGCUUCCAAACCUUGUGGAAAUGUACCUUAACUCAAAUAACAUAGUUGUGAUCCUGGAAGAAAGGUCCCUUGUAAAACUCCAGUGUUUGGAUCUCAGUGACAAUGCGGUUGAAACUGACUACCCCCCAGAACUCUGUCCUCUGAGAGCUUUACAGCAAUUUGGAUUAGCUAACAACCAGUUGUGGUUCCUACUCCAAACAUCAACCAACUCUGGUGUAAACUUUCUGCCAUUCUUGCCAACUCGCUGCAGUCCUCCCAUCCAGGACAUUCCUGGUAUAGUCAACCAGCAGCUCCGUGUGUUUCUCCCCACUGAAAUGAAUGCCCUGGGAACCAAGCAUGACACUGUGCCUCUACACAAAGGCUGGUCCUGUGUGCACUGCCCUUCUUUGCUGCUGCUUCUGUGGCACCCCACACAUUCUAGUGAUGACACUGUGGGCCAGAUAGUGGGGCACUACACUUGCUCAUCAGGACUGACACUGCUUGAUCAGAACCCUCACAAAAGGUCACUGAGGCAUGAUUGA
This is a messenger RNA of Suncus etruscus (white-toothed pygmy shrew), 687 nucleotides long. RefSeq lists its product as uncharacterized. Lineage: Eukaryota; Metazoa; Chordata; Mammalia; Eulipotyphla; Soricidae. The record is from RefSeq and is a predicted model, not a curated record.